CGACAAUGUCGGACCUUGUUCCUGGGUGGUUCUGUCCUGCUCCCAUCUUGAUUACAGUUUAACCAGCCGUUACGGCGUCUUCCGCAGGAGAACAUGGCUGAAAAUCUCGAUCCAGCACUGGUUCACAGGUUACCAGGUUUAAAGUCAUCCUUCAACUUGCAUCGUUGCAAGAACACCCUCUGACAUUUUCCUCCCACCUACCCUUGCUUCCUGAUCCCUCCCAUGGCGCGCCUUCAAGCUAAGCACCCACAGAUCUAUGCCUGCACGUAUUCUGGAUGCAGGGUGAAAAUGACGAGGAAGCACGACGUCCAACGACACGAAAAGACUCACCUCACAGGCGAGCCUUUGACAACACAAAAAUUCCCAUGCCUGAGCACUGAGUCGGGUUGCCCCUUCAGCAGCCUGCAGCUCAGUAACCUAAAAGCUCACAUUCGGGCUAAGCACCCCGAAGUCGAGCACCUUAUGUGCUUCGACUGUAGACCGAUGUACAGACGCUUCUCGGCCGCCGCCAAACUCGCUGAGCACAGACGAGUCGAACACCGGCUGACAAAGACACAGAACCGCUACCCUCAAACCGACCCGCACAAGCCCUGCCAUCAAGUCGUCAAGGGACCCGAGGGCAUCGUCGGUCCUCCGCCGGUGCCACUCAGCCUUCCCCCGCCCCCCUUUGACAGGUUCCCGCUCCCGCCCACCGCUCCUCCGCCUCGAACAUCGACGCUGCCCACGUUUAUUACCACACCCGCUUCGGCGUUCCCCAGCCAUGAACCCGAACCCCGUCGUGAUCCUUCUCGCCCUCGGCCGCAGUGGUAUCGUGCCCCACAGCAGCCACCUCAACAUCAUCCAAGGCAUUCCUCGCUCCACAAGAAGGUACGCGACACCUGUGGGAUGAAGCGCGCCGCUCAACGGCUGCAAUCGCAGGCUCGUACUGCUGGUGGAAGCUCUAGCAGGUUUCCUUUGCCCCUGGCUCUGGCUUGCCGACUCAUCACUCCCUCCCGGCUCCUUUCUCCUUCAUCCAGUGCGGCUUCAUCAUCUACCCAUCACUGGGUAUCAUCUACACAUACACCGCCACCCUGGGAGCUGGAACACCACAUGCACCUGUGUUCACUUCAUCGGGAAGAACGUCGCAGCGCGGAGUGCGCAGGAUCUCUCCGAUGAUAUAGCUGGCUCCAGAUUGUCUUCGAGCGGGGGAGAGGAACUCGGGGUGGUAAGGAUCCCGGUCGGUCGAGGUACCACAUGG
Messenger RNA from Guyanagaster necrorhizus, 1237 nucleotides. RefSeq lists its product as uncharacterized. NCBI's taxonomy places the organism in Eukaryota, Fungi, Basidiomycota, Agaricomycetes, Agaricales, Physalacriaceae. The transcript has 4 exons. The coding region runs from base 223 to 1155 and encodes 310 amino acids. The record is from RefSeq and is a predicted model, not a curated record.